AUAUACUGAGCAUUCACACACAACUAACUGAUUUACCACGGUAUACACACAGCAACCGGGACACCAGUUACAGACACCUUCUACCGGCUCGUCCGGACGCUCCUCUUCUCCAGUGCAAAUGCCGCACGCAACGCUGCCCCAACCCGGCUUCCAGGCCCUCAUCCUCUGCGGGCCUGGCGCAUCCUUCACCACAUUUACCUCAAAUCCGCGAGAUAUUCCCAAGGCGCUGCUACCUAUUGCAAACCGCCCAAUGGUCUGGUAUCCGCUCGAUUGGUGCUAUCGUAUGGGUCUUACUGACAUCACCAUUGUGACUCCGCCGGAGUCUCUCGAGGCCAUCGAAGCUGCAAUGUCUCAAAACCCACAUUUGACAUCACUACCCGCGCCACGAUCCGCUAUCCUUGCACCCGAAGGCCUUACUCAUGCUUCAGGCACUGGCGAUCUGUUUCGGCUGCCCGAGGUACAGUGUGCUGUGAAAGGCGACUUCAUUGUUCUUCCUUGCGACCUGGUUUGUGAACUGGACGGUACAUCGCUACUAGACGCGUGGAUGGUGGAAGAGGCCGGCUUGGGUGCCGCUACUAGCGGGCUCGGAAAGAAUGGGGAGCCCCUGCCAAUGGGCGUCGGAGGAGAGAAGAUCGGAAGGCGAGGGGGGCUAGGCGUGUGGUAUCAGACUAAAGGCGAGGACAGUAUCAGAGGCCAAGAGACGGACUUCAUUGCCACGGCGCCGCUCCCUAGCCCGGUUGUACCACCUCCGUCCGACUCCCUUCGCCGUCACCUGUCCAAUCUGGUGUACACAGCGCCUACAGACACCCUGAACGAUAUCACUGAGGAGAAGAAGGCUUUCCCCGUCCGCCACUCGCUUGUUCGCAGGCAUCCCCGUGUCCGAAUGUUAACCACUUACCGCGACGCACAUGUUUACCUAUUCCCUUAUUGGGUCAUGGAAAUGAUAAAACGGAAUGAGGCCUUUGAAAGUAUCGCAGAGGACGUUUUGGGGUGGUGGGCAAAAGCAGGAUGGCAGGAUGGCCUGGGCGAGAAGCUCGGUCUACGCGAGAUAUUUGAGCCGCCAAGUCAAUCAGACGGCGAUUUAGAAGCUUCACAGUUGCUCAGCAAUGAGGAGAUUGACGUUUCAAAACUCAGCAGCACAUGGGCAAUGUUACCGGAAGAAAGCGAAACUGCCUCAGCAGAUCUAGCCUCACGUGUCCAAAACGCAGGGAUUGCCAGGGGCCUCAAAUCUCUCUCGCUCAAAAAGACGCCGACGAUUCCCCCCAUGCUGGCCUACGUACAGCCUUCGGAUCCCGCUGUUCCGCUUAUCCGGAGAGUCGACACUUCCCAGUUGUUGCUGAAGGUGUCCUUGAGGUUGGCAAGACUCCCGUCAAUAGAAGAAGUAGGCAAAGACAACGCAUCGCCGUUCGCGCAUCAGGCGAAGAUUGCUCACAAAAAUGCAAUCCCAAAACGGUGUCGCGUCGAAGCCGAAAACUCAUUGCUCGCAGAGAACGUUAUAGUUGAGGAGAAAUGCAACAUCAAAGAAUCCGUCAUUGGCCCCAAUUGUAAGGUGGGUGAGGGCGCCCGCCUGCUGCGUUGCUUGUUGAUGGAUGGCGUGGAGGUUGGACCAAAUGCUCAACUCACAGACUGCAUUCUCGGCCGUCGAUGCAAAAUAGAAGGCGGUGCAGCUAAAGGUGAAGAGAAGACGGUGCUGAAGGACUGCGAAGUCCAGGAUGGCCAAGUAGUCGAAUGGGGAACUGAGGCGAAGAAUGAGAAGAUAAUGCGAUUCGACAUCGGCAGCGACGAAGGUGAGGAUGACGAAGGCAUGUCACUCGAGGCCUCUCACGAUGGAGAUGACGAGGAUGCGGGCAUCCUGCUUUGACGUAGCGUUCGUUAGAAGCGCAUCGCGUGUUCUGCAACGCAUCCAUUGCGGGAGACUUCGGAAUACCAGCGGUGGUGAGGAAGAAUGGUAACCCUAGAACGACGGUCGACCUACGUAAAUAUAAGGAUGCCAGCUGUCUAUCUAGUCUAGCUAGUAUUCUCUAUAUUAACGUGCAGCCCUUAGUCGCUGCCUAAUAUGUUAGC
This is a messenger RNA of Westerdykella ornata, 2064 nucleotides long. RefSeq lists its product as uncharacterized. The record is from RefSeq and is a predicted model, not a curated record. Gene Ontology annotation, molecular function: translation initiation factor activity; guanyl-nucleotide exchange factor activity. Gene Ontology annotation, cellular component: eukaryotic translation initiation factor 2B complex; guanyl-nucleotide exchange factor complex. Gene Ontology annotation, biological process: cytoplasmic translational initiation. Bases 119 to 1861 code for a protein of 580 amino acids. The transcript has 3 exons. Lineage: Eukaryota; Fungi; Ascomycota; Dothideomycetes; Pleosporales; Sporormiaceae.